Molecule: messenger RNA, 666 nt
Organism: Monodelphis domestica (gray short-tailed opossum)
Lineage: Eukaryota; Metazoa; Chordata; Mammalia; Didelphimorphia; Didelphidae
Gene: RPL22
Product: ribosomal protein L22
Biological process (GO): cytoplasmic translation
Cellular component (GO): ribosome
Molecular function (GO): RNA binding; structural constituent of ribosome
Source: RefSeq, a predicted model, not a curated record
UGCCUCUUUUGCGGGGCCCGGCUGCUGCACGCUGCCUGGGGAGGAGGCCGAGGCCGGGGCCUGGUUCCCAUAGGGGACUCGGGGCGGGCUUGGGGGCAGCCGAGACUCGAUGGGGCCCCGCCGGAGUUGGGGCUGCCUCCGCCCCGCGCCGGAUCUCCUGCCCCGGGUGUGGCCCUGCAGGCAGGCAUGAGGGAUGGCCUCAGCCUCAGUCCUCGGGGUCUCAGUUUACCCCUUCAAGAAAUCUGUGAUGAAGGGCGGCAAAAAAAAGAAGCAAGUCCUCAAAUUUACCCUGGAUUGUACCCAUCCUGUGGAAGAUGGGAUUAUGGAUGCAGCUAAUUUUGAGCAGUUUUUACAAGAAAGAAUCAAAGUGAAUGGAAAGGCUGGCAACCUUGGUGGUGGUGUUGUAACAAUUGAGAGAAGCAAGAGUAAGAUAACCGUCACGUCAGAGGUGCCAUUUUCUAAAAGGUAUUUGAAGUACCUGACAAAGAAAUACUUAAAGAAGAACAAUCUUCGGGAUUGGCUCCGGGUGGUGGCCAAUAGCAAGGAGAGUUAUGAAUUACGGUACUUCCAGAUCAACCAGGAUGAAGAGGAGGAAGAGGAGGAGGAUUAAACCCUCUUGGGUCUGGAAACGUUUUGUACAUGAUCUUGAAUAAAACUUGAACCAAA